This is a messenger RNA of Triticum turgidum subsp. durum (durum wheat), 285 nucleotides long. The record is from the annotation of a GenBank genome assembly. Lineage: Eukaryota; Viridiplantae; Streptophyta; Magnoliopsida; Poales; Poaceae.
AUGGAACUGGCCGCUUCAGCUUCGGUGUCCGUCUGCUCGGCGUACCACCACCUCUCAACGCCGGCUGAGGCCAACGACGACAGCACGCGGUCCCAACCGCAGCUGCAGCGCCGGAGGAAACAGGCCGCUGGCAGUGGCAUCGGUGGGCUCCGGUCCCGGUGCCAUGCUGUUCUGAAGCAGCAGAGGACGAGGCUGUACAUCCUCCGGCGGGAUUCAGAAGGAUAUGAAUUUUGUAGGAAAAUUCCUUUGAACCCUUUGAUUCAUGGGAAUGGAUUCCUAGGAUAG